Messenger RNA from Triticum dicoccoides, 1305 nucleotides. RefSeq lists its product as uncharacterized. The transcript has 2 exons. Gene Ontology annotation, molecular function: protein binding. Bases 1 to 1305 code for a protein of 434 amino acids. NCBI's taxonomy places the organism in Eukaryota, Viridiplantae, Streptophyta, Magnoliopsida, Poales, Poaceae. The record is from RefSeq and is a predicted model, not a curated record.
AUGGACUCCAUCCCCAUCCCCGAUGUCCUCCUGGAGGAGAUCUUCCUCCGCCUGCCCAACCCAGACAUGCUCGCUCGUGCCUCUGCCACCUGCACCACCUUCCGCCGUGUCGCCAAAGGUCGUGCCUUCUGCCGACGCUUCCGCGCGCUACACCGGCCUCCCCUUCUCGGCUUCAUGGACGCGGCUGGAUCCCGCGCCGCCGAGGCGCCGCACCCCUCCGCCCCGCUCGUUGGCGCCCUCGCUCCCUGCGCCACCGAUUUCUCCUUCGUCCCGGCCGCCGUUUCUCAUUUUUCCUACUACGAGAAAGACGACGGAAAAGACCUCCGCUGGCGCCCCCGGGACGUCCGCAGCGGCCGCGUCCUCCUAGAUUGGAUAUCCCUCCACCCCCGCUUCACUAAAAGCUGGAGCUAUCGCGACGGCUCCGACAUAAGCAUCCUCAUGGACUCCAGGGAAUUCCUUGGGAGGGGUCCCUACCACGCGUGGACCAAACGGGAGAUGUGCAACGCCGCUGACUUCCACCUUGCUGUCUGCGAUCUGCUGUCCCGCGGGUUCGUGCUCCUUCCAACAAUACCCGAGGACCUCGCCGCCCUGCCGCAAGACCGCCUUCGGGCAUUCGAGCCCGUGCUCGCUCCGGCAAGCGGCGACGAGCCCUUCAAGGUGAUAUGUGUGGCAAGAUACAAGACAAAGCUCGUCAUCUUUGUGUUCCCGUCCACAACUAUGCAAUGGUGUAUGGUCGAGUCCCCUGUCGUCCCUUCUUGGCACGUCAUGUCCUGUUUUGACUGCGUGGGCAGCUGCUUCUACUGGACAGACCGUUAUGACUGGACUGACCAUUUGAUGGUGCUGGACACACGCACUUUGAGGUUUUCAACCAUCAAUUUUCUUACCGGCUACCAUAUGCAGCUCAGAGAUGCUGACCCAAGGAUUGGUCAUGGUCGGCGUCCGAAUGCAGUUGUUGUGGGUAGUGAAGGAGCCAUCGAGAUGUUUUCUCUUUUCUCUCAGCAUGGCUCCUUUUCUCUCCAUCAUACCUCUCUCCAGGAUAAUACUCAAGAAUGGAAGCUGGAGAAGAUCGUACAGCUGCCUGCGCAGCAGGGUCAUGGCUAUUCCAUUUCCACAGUGGGUGCAGCCGAGGGAUUCUUGUUCUUCCAAGGCGUUCCGGCUGGUGGUAAGCUUGAGAAUUUUGAUUGUUACUCAAUGGAGGUCAAGACCUAUGAGAUUACCAAGGUCUGUACAAAGGAAUUCUUUGAUACUGAACGAGCUCUCCCCUACUUUAGCUUCCCAUCAGUGUUAUCGGAACCAACUCUUUGA